Diaporthe batatas is the source of this 2970-nucleotide messenger RNA. RefSeq lists its product as uncharacterized. The transcript has 6 exons. NCBI's taxonomy places the organism in Eukaryota, Fungi, Ascomycota, Sordariomycetes, Diaporthales, Diaporthaceae. Gene Ontology annotation, molecular function: transmembrane transporter activity. The coding region runs from base 162 to 1847 and encodes 561 amino acids. The record is from RefSeq and is a predicted model, not a curated record. Gene Ontology annotation, biological process: transmembrane transport.
AUAAAACCAACAUCUGUCCCCCUACACCACCCUUAGUUUACUGCAAAAGUAUAUUCCCGAACAACUAGAGCGCAGUUCUCUGACCUACUGAUAUUUUCGCUCUUGGACUCGACAGCCCGUGGCCAAAUCAACCAACGAGGUUGUGCUCGGGAUUUGCCGCCAUGGACGCCGAACAGCAGCACCAGCGAGCUGAGCAGACCACUGAUGAUGCAAAAGAUGGGGUUGAGCCCGAGUAUCCGCAGGGUCUACGCAUGGCAUCUAUCGUCGCAUCGCUCUUUGCCUCCAUAUUCAUCGUGGCUGUCAGCCAGACCGUCCUGGCUGCUGCGAUCCCCACAAUCACGAGCAACUUCAAAACCAACGACGAUGUCUCAUGGUACAGCACAGGCGAGCAGAUCUCCGCGGUGGCGCUGCUCCUCCCCUUCGGCAGGAUGUACGCGCUCCUGAAUAACAAAUGGGUCUACCUAUCUUCUGUGGUCGUUUACCUCGUCGGAAGCGCCGUCUGUGGUGCUGCUCCCACAUCGACAGUGUUUAUCAUCGGACGAACGAUACAAGGCGCCGGGCUGGCUGGUGUCUUUGGAGGCACGUUCAUACUGAUAGCACGGAUCACGCCUCUGAGGACACGGAGCCUCUACGCAGGCUUGUGUGGUGCCGCCUAUGCUAUUGCCGCUGUUGUCGGGCCAGUUAUCGGUGGCGCGUUCACUACAAGAGUCUCAUGGAGAUGGUGCUUCUAUUUCAACCUACCCAUUGGCGCGGUGUUCCUCGUUAUCAUCUUUGUAUUCCUACCAAGUUCCCUUGCUGUGGAUUCUCACGAAUUGAAGGACAAGCCGCUCCUCCAAAAGAUCAUGAAAUUCGAUCCGCUGGGAUCUCUCAUCUUGCUCGGCUGCUUGGUCUGCCUGGUGCUGGCUCUCCAAUGGGGAGGGGCCCAAUACGCCUGGAACAGCGGACAAGUGAUAGCUGUUCUUGUGGUUUUCGGGUGUACACUGAUUCCGUGGUUGUGGCUACAGUACAAGCAGGGCGAUGAAGCCACAGUGCCAUUCAGUCUCGUUAAACAACGAACUGUGGCCGCUUCAGUUCUGUAUUUGCUGUUCCUCAAUGGCGCUUUCGGCAUUUUCAUUUUCUAUCUGCCGAUUUGGUUCCAGUCCAUCGAUGGAGACAGUGCCGAAGGGUCCGGCAUUAAGCAGUUGGCACUCUCAAUCAGCACGGCCAUCAGCUCGAUCAUUGCCGGUGGACUAGUUGCAGUGAUUGGGUGGUACAACCCAUUUUUGAUCCUCGGCCCCAUCUUUUCAACAGCCGGGGGGGCAAUGCUCAUCAAGAUCCAGCCAGGCACAUCUACGGCUUACACUCUUGGAGCCCAGAUUUUGGGCGGAGUCGGAGUUGGAAUCGGUGCCGAGCAGGCGAAUGUCGCUGUCCAGGCCGUCCUGCCACCAGAGAAGAUAUCUAUGGGAACAAGUCUGACACUCUUCGCUCGACUUCUUGGAUUUGGCCUGGCAGUUCCAAUCGGACAGAAUUUACUACAACAGACACUUUCCGAACGCCUCGGGCCGGCGGUGGCAGGGCAGAUAUUUGGAGGCGGAGGAGUCACUGAUAUACGGGGCAAUUUGGAAAGGAUCUUUGGUGCCGGCACACCCGAGCUGCAGGACGCCCUUGAGGAUGUCAACUUCGCCUUGGUACAGACUUUCUUGGUUGGAUUGGUGAUGGCAGCAGUGUCAUUCCCGUUUUCUCUUCUCGUGGAGUGGAAGAGUGUCAAGAAAGGACCAAAGGAUAGCGAAAAAGAGGAAGGUACAGACAAAUCACGUGAAGUGGCAGAUGAGAACAUGGAGAUGGACAACAUGUCAGGCAAGAGAUGAGGGUGCCCCGGGAUGCUGCAACUCUGGGAAAGCAGGCACCAUUACACGCCUCGGUUUGAUGAUGUCCAAGUGAUCACUAUUCUGGCAUGGAGAAGACACGAGAGACGAUGGUCUACAGGUAGAGCUCAGUUUUAGGGACACGUGCAUAUUCUUCGCAUUCUGUUUGAUACACGUCCUCGGAGCUCCAGGUGUUCUUGUGCGCGUCCAAAGUUCCUCUCGAGAUAUGGUUGCCUAAUUGCGCCAUAAUUCCACCCACCCAAUAAUGCUGCAGUUGAACGAGCGAGUCUCACGGGACAAAGCUUGGUUCCGCGUUCCGAUCAGUCGCCCAUCCCAAGAUACGACCGUGACUCUCAGAGCUCGGAAGAAGGUAGCCGGUGAAAAGGCCGCGGCGCCUGGGCGGCUAGGGCCUGCAACAAUGGUACCUGCCAGGCCGGUCUAAGCGCCCCAUCUGGAUGGAAUCUCCGUGAGGCUAACCCCCACAAACAUCGAAACUACCUAGGAAAUCCCGGCACGGGCGCUAAGAUGAUUCGCCCGAAUGUGGAACCCGGCGAUGGACGAUAUUCCCGUGUACAAGAUCGUGUCCAGUUGCCGGUCGUGUCGAAUGUGACCGAGUUCUUGAGAGUAAAAGCUCGUGUUCGCUUCUAAGGUUGGGUGAAACUGCUUUCCCCGACUCAAGGAUAGGAUGGCAAACUUGGCGUCGGGGAAUGAUUCCCGGCUUGUCAAAAUUCAACCCCACAACGUUGAAUCCAGAGAUGACACCGUGACAUCCCAGAUCCUGCGGUUAGGAAGUCACCAACAUACCUGCUAGUGAUAUCCCAUGGGGUGGUUGGUGUGAGGCGAGCCAAGAGCUGUCGGUUGGUUCCAAACUGGCGUUGCAACAUUCGAAGUCGUUGUCAAUGUUGCCACCCACCACGCAGGUCUCUGGCCACAAGCGCCCGUUGAGACGCCGCAGAUGCAAGAUCUGAUCUGCCUCCCGGAGAUGGCCGCCUCAGGUUGCAUUGGGCAAAUUGUUGAUUAUUCGAUGUGUUCGGUACAGGCCCUCCCGACUCGGAAGUCGUCUUCCAAGGGUGCCUCGACGGGGCCGAAUGUGACCCCGUCUUGAUGAGUCAGCACGAGGCCAAUU